AUGGCUCCCGCCGCCCUCGGGGCCGUGCUGGCCUUCGGACUGCAGCUCUGGGCCGCGGGCCACGCCGUGCCCGCCCAGGUGGUGCUCACCCCCUAUGUCCCGGAGCCCGGGAGCUUGUGCCAGCAGAGAGAAUAUUAUGACGAGAGGAUCCAGAUGUGCUGCAGCAAGUGUCCUCCUGGCUACCACGUCCAUUCCCAGUGCACCGAGACCUCCGACACAGUGUGUGCCCCCUGCGAGGACGGCAUGUUCACCCAGCUCUGGAACUGGGUGUCCCACUGCCUGAGCUGUGACUCCCGCUGCAGCUUUGAGCAGAUAGAAACUCAAGCCUGCACCCGGGAGCAGAACCGCGUGUGCGACUGCAGGCCGGGCUGGUACUGCAUGCUCAAGAUCCAGCACCGGUGCCUGCAGUGCGAGCCGCUGCGCAAGUGCCCGCCUGGUUUCGGCGUAGUCACCCCAGGAACCAAAAUGUCAAAUGUGGUGUGUGCUGCCUGUGCCCCAGGGACAUUCUCGGACACGGCGUCCUCCACAGACACCUGCAGGCCCCAUCGGUUCUGUGAGUCGACGGCCAUCCCCGGAAAUGCAAGCAGGGACGCGGUCUGCAAGUCUGUGCUCCCCUCCCCGCGUGUGACCACAAGCUUAGACCUCAAGCCCCAGGCGGCGUCCACAAAAUCCCAGCCCACGGAGCCCACGACAGGACCCAGCUCAGCUGCUAGCAUGUCUGUCCUGCUCCCUGUGGUCCCAAGUGCCCCGGCCGAAGGGAUCAGCACCGGGAACAUCUCUCUUCCAGUUGGACUCAUUGUUGGCGUGACAGCCUUGGGGCUGCUAAUGAUAGGGCUGCUGAACUGUGUCAUCCUGGCCCAGAAGAAAAAGAAACCCUUCUGCCUGCCCGGAGACGCCAAGCCUCACCUACCUGCUGAGAAGGCCCCGGUCACUCCUGGCUCCGAGCAGCAGCACCUGCUGACCACGGCGCCCAGCUCCAGCAGCAGCUCCCUGGAGAGCGCGGCCAGCGCUCCGCACGGGGGGCCGCCCCCCAGGAACCAGCCCGGCGGGUCCGGGGAGGCCCAGGCUGGUGGGAGCUCAGAGUCCUCCCCCGGCAGCUGCGGGACCCACGUCAACGUCACCUGCAUCGUGAACCUGUGCAGCAGCUCUGAGCACGGCUCGCGGUGCUCCUCCCAGGCCAGUGCCACGGCGGGGAACGCGGGCCGCAGCCCCUCCGGCUCCCCGAAGGACGAGCACGUCCCCUUCUCCAAGGAGGAGUGCCCUGUACGGUCCCCGCGCGGGGCCCCCAGGACUCUGCGGCAGAGCCUGGAGGAGAAGCCCCUGAGCCUGGGCGUGCCUGAGGCAGGCACGAAGCCCAGCUAA
Pipistrellus nathusii (Nathusius's pipistrelle) is the source of this 1362-nucleotide messenger RNA. The record is from the annotation of a GenBank genome assembly. NCBI's taxonomy places the organism in Eukaryota, Metazoa, Chordata, Mammalia, Chiroptera, Vespertilionidae.